UGAGGAUGUUCUUGAAAAUGGAUGUGUCGAAGACGAGCUCACUCCCCGUGUCUAGAGCCACGCGUCUUGAACCGUCGCAGCCUAUAGGACAUGCCUGCUGCAGCAUCACCAAGAACAGAGGGUUGAAGUUCAAAACAAUGAAGCUUCUGUCGAUGCUGUUUAUCCUAUCCGUGAUUAACUUGCAAGACGCAGUUCCAAUUGUGUGAGCUCCUGUUUAAUUAAAUAUGUUAAGACGAUAUGUUGUUGUUUUAUUUAAAUAAUAACGUCAUCAGUGAUGAUAUACAUUGCAAACAGUGUCAGUCUAACAUUUUUUUUCUUCAUAAUACUCUAUAUUCAAAUAGAAGUUUAUGUCCUUAUUCGUUAAAUAAUUUUAUAAUGUAUUUCACAUAACUAAAACUAUCGCAUAAAAUUGUGACGACUACUUUUUUAAUUUGUAAAAUAUCAAAACCAAUUGCAAUUUGCUAUUUUAGAGAUUUUCGGUAUUAAACGAUAUGCUACGUCUGUCUACAAAGAACAACGAAAUUAUGAUAAACAGUGUAAUUUGUUUUUUCUUUAAAGCAAAAUCCUAAACUUAUUUCUCAAUAAACUAACCAGACCGAAGCUGGAACCCGGGGCUGUCAUGUUAACAGUGUAAUUUGUUCUGUAGUAAGAUGACAAUAAUAGUAGAGAACAUAUAAAAUACCCAAAUGGUGAUAUACUUUACUGACCUAAGAGAGCAAAGAAAUCUUCAGUGUUAAGCCCGAAUUUAGCAAAUACUUUUAGCGUCUCGGUGAUGACAUCAGUCUGAGACGGAAGGCUUUUGACGUUGGCUGCCAAUGAAACUUUUCCAUCUUUACGUCCUAGUUUUACUUCCCAGUAUAUACGGUCCCUUCGUCUGUACAUGCAGUUUCAUUGUAUGUGCGCACAAAAGGUUAUAUACGAUCAGUAAUAUAUAUAAGUUCUUUUUUGUCAGAAAGUUUUCGUACUGAUAUAUCUUUGAGUUUCCGUUCUAUGCAGAUUUUAAAAUAAAAACGAGAAGACCAAUCCAAGCUAGUCCACUUAGGACCAAAUAUUUGAAAAUUUUGUUUUUGUUGAUAAAUAAAAUUAUAUUUCAACAAAAACUAUCCAAUAAAAUCUAUCUUACAGUAUAUAUGUGUGUGUAUUAUAUACAUAUCUCUUAAACUUUAGUUAUAAAGUUCUUAUGUCAAUUCAUUAGAUCUAACAUAGUUUGAAUAACUAAAAAGUUAGUAAAUUUUGUCCCCAUGCAUGUCACUUUGUCUUGUUUUAACCGUCCAUAGUUUUGCUUACCUCUCCCAAAAGCAUAUGCAAUUAUUAAUCGCAGGUAUUAGUUGGAUAUGCAACCAGAGUCGGUUAUUACAAAUACGAUCUUUAAUUUGGUAUAAAAAAAAUAAAGAGAGUCGGUUAUUCACAAGUAUUAAGGAAAAAUUGAAGUCCGUACAAUAUAGGAUAUGAUAUAUAUUGAGGAAUCUGUCUCACUAUAUAUACAAUUCCCUCUCCAACCAAAUCGUAAAACAAAACACAAAAGAAAAAACUCUGAGAAAUAAUCCAAAAAAACCUACGGUUGUUUUCCAAGAGAGUCAUCGAUCACACGAUGCCUAAACGAAAACGAGGCGUUUACGAGACUAUCAGUAGCAUUCCGAAUAUGUUAGUAAAUAUACCUCACGAUGUGGUGGUAGAUCAGAUUCUUGAGAAACUUCCGGUGAAAUCACUAUUGAGAUUUAGAGCUGUGUCGAAACAAUGGAGAACUGAAAUAGAGUCCCCACGUUUCCAGGAGAGACAUCUGAGACAUCAGCAGAAAUCUCGAGACCCGAGCAUCCUGAUAUGUCAUCCUAGGCUUGAAAAACGUGGAAAAGCUUCUCUUAGGUCAUUGAGUGUGGGAGCAACGUUAGUUUCAGAAGAGAACCAUAUUCGUUACCCUGUCGCUUCGAAAAGGGAAAUUAACGUGAGAACUACACGGAGUUGUGAUGGUCUGGCUUGCCUAUAUUCAAGCACCUUCAUAUAUGUGAUCAAUCCCGCAACUAGAUGGCACCGUAAACUCCCCGAGGCGAGAUUUCAAACACUUGCUCAAGUUACAUAUAACCGCUUUAACCGCUUUCGACGCCCUUUCCUGGGAUUCGGUAAAGACAAUAUCACAGGGAUGUACAAGAUUGUUUGGUUGUACAACUCUCAUUGUGUAUACCUAGACGGGCAAAUUAAUACAUGCGAGGUUUUCUCUUUCGAGAACAAUAACAACACUUGGAGGCAUGAUGUGAUUGUUUCUUGUCCUUAUCCAAUACUACAUGAUAAAGUACCAGCGCAUGCACAUGGAUUUCUCUAUUGGUUCAUUGACGCCGUCACAGAAGCACAAGUCUUAUCGUUCCAUCUUCACACUGAGACUUUUGCGGUAAUGGCAAAAAUACCCGUUGCAUAUGCACCUCAUCACCGAAUCACUAUGUGCACCUUGAAUGACCGCCUAUGCUUAUCGGAGGAUAAGGGAGACACACAAACUAUAUGGUCGUUAAAUCAAGACAAUGUGACAUGGGACAAAACUUAUUCCAUAAAUCUCCGGUCAACCCUCAAUUGUAUCGAAGAGAAAUAUCUUUACUCAAUGCCACCGGUCGCAUCACUCUUUGACAACAGGCUAUUGCUUUAUGAUUGCAGCGAUGACGAAGGCAAGCUCGUGCUUUACAAUUUCAGAUUAAAUUCAUAUGGUAAAUUUUUUACUGAGCCUCGUUAUUAUCUGGGAAGUGCCGUCCCUUAUUUCCAAAGCUUGUUCACUCUUCGCUAAACUAUUUACUACUUUCUUUUAUAACAUUAUUAGGGGUUGGAAUAUUCGGUUUUGUAAAAUCUAAUAAUUGAUACUUAUUUUUAUAGCUAUGUGCAUGGUUACAAUAAAUUAACUGUUAAACAUUUGGUCUUAUAUUAUGUCAUUUUUAGUACUAUAAUAUGUAUUAAUAUUUUGGCUUCUUAGGUUUCUAGUUAUUUUUAGAUUAAUAUUGUUCUUCUUCACUCACGGUUCUGACUAUAUGUUAUUGAUUUGUAUUUAAAAGUAGUUAGACAAUGUAAUUAUUUUUAUGAUAUGUUUUAUAAAGUCUUGUAGUUCGAUGUACAAUUUUUGUUAAGUUUGUUUUUCUAUUGCAUUUUUAUUUUUUGGAAUUAGUAUUUUCAUCAUACAAUAUAUAUUAGUUUGAAAAUUAGUAUAGAUUGAGUUAUUCGUUUUCACUAUUUUUGGUGUGGAAAAACAUAGUCUAAACAUUUGUAAUUUGAUCGAUCUUAAAAUUAAAUUAUUUUGUUUUCAUCAUACGCCAUUUCCAACCAAUUAUAAAGUAUUUAGUUCAGCCUGAAGAGGAAGAGAAGCUCCGGUGGUGGCUUGAGCAAGAA
Brassica napus (rape) is the source of this 3360-nucleotide messenger RNA. RefSeq names its product F-box protein At1g11270. Gene Ontology annotation, molecular function: protein binding. The record is from RefSeq and is a predicted model, not a curated record. The transcript has a single exon. Bases 1592 to 2767 code for a protein of 391 amino acids. Lineage: Eukaryota; Viridiplantae; Streptophyta; Magnoliopsida; Brassicales; Brassicaceae.